AUGUCUAGAGGAUGUCUAAGUUGUCUCAACAUCAUAUUUUUGAGGAAGAAGGAGCAGAGUAAGAAACAACAACACAAUCCAGUAAAAACAGAGGAUGUUGUGGUUGAGCCAGUAGGAGUAAAAUAUGAUGACGAAGAAAGCUCGGGAAAGAAGAACGACGUCAUGGGAUCACCGGGGUACAGAAAAUCUGAGUAUAUGUAUAUUAGUGACAUUGUUUAUGGGAAACUUGGGGAAGGUGAUUCUUCUUCAUCCUUGAGAAACGAUUUCAACAAAGUAAAGAGCUUUGACUUACGAGGAGUGACAAAAACAGAGGAGAGCUACGGUAGAAGAUAGGACUUAAGAGUAUUGAGAUGUAAUGUUUCCUCAUGUUUAACAUUUUCACAAGCUAGCUCUAGAUUACUCUCUUUCUCAAAAGCUUUUGUGUAUGUUGAAAAAAUAUAUGGAUCUCUAUAGUGUGAUUAUGCUAUCUUGUUGCAACAAGAACAUACUUUUUUUUGUGUAAUCUAGGCAAAAAAUAACUUCUAAAUAAAAAUAU
This is a messenger RNA of Capsella rubella, 535 nucleotides long. RefSeq lists its product as uncharacterized. NCBI's taxonomy places the organism in Eukaryota, Viridiplantae, Streptophyta, Magnoliopsida, Brassicales, Brassicaceae. The transcript has a single exon. The coding region runs from base 1 to 333 and encodes 110 amino acids. The record is from RefSeq and is a predicted model, not a curated record.